Messenger RNA from Fraxinus pennsylvanica, 333 nucleotides. Lineage: Eukaryota; Viridiplantae; Streptophyta; Magnoliopsida; Lamiales; Oleaceae. The record is from the annotation of a GenBank genome assembly.
AUGCGGAACCGGGGGUUUUCUCAUAUUUUCAGCCGCAAUUUAUGUCUAUUAUUGGAGGAGUCAUUGCCGAAAUUUUGGGAUUCCGCUGGCUGGACGGGGUUUAUCUUCUAUUUCCUUGUCAUGGCAAUUACUUCAAUAGGAAUUGCUGCCAAGGCCGGGUUUUCUGUCCGUCCUUAUUUUGAUAGCUGGAACCAGAUUCUAGUUGAUGGCUUUCUAGGCGGGCUUCUGGUAUGCCUAUUUGUUGCUUGUAUAAAGUUCUUUCUGUUCCCUUUUGUCGCGAUUAAUAUUUCAGAAAAUAAUAUUAUCUGUAAUGCAAUGUUCAAUACUUACUGA